AUGGCACAAUUGAAGCUCAAUGUGUCGCUCACCUUGUUUAUUGUUGGUUUCCUAUGUACACUGGCCUCCUCACAUACAGCUUACCAAUAUCUGAUGUUUGUUACUCAAUGGCCUAAGUCAGUAUGUUAUAGUAUGUCGGUGCCCUGCAGUAAAACUCCCCCUAUAGUUUUUACGGUUCACGGCCUUUGGCCGUCAAACUAUACUGGUUCUACCUUGACGUGCUCCGGUGCGCCAUUUGAUGAACCCCUGAUGAAUCAACCGCAACAAGCAGCACUAAAAGCACACUUGGAACAACAUUCCUGGCCAGAUGUGCUGCAGGGAAAUCAUAUGGGCUUCUGGAGGCAUGAGUGGUCGGCUCAUGGAAGUUGCUCCGACAACGUCUUUGCACAGACAGAAUAUUUCAAAUGGUGUGAUGAGAUGUGGAAGGAAAAGCCGAUCAACGAGAUCCUUGGCAGGUCGUCGAUCGUACCAGGACGCAACAAGUACUAUUCCCGCCCUGACAUUGAAAAUGCCAUCAGAGCUAACACUUCACAUACCCCUGACAUCCGCUGCACCCUGGUUUCAGGAACAUACAUGCUGUUUGAAGUAGUAAUUUGCGUUGAUUAUUACGGGAAAAAUAUUGUUGAUUGUGUAGUUAGAAGCAAAACACCUGCCAUGAAAACAUUUUGUCCACCUUCUAAUCCUUCUAUAUUAUACCCCAACUGA
Argentina anserina (silverweed cinquefoil) is the source of this 705-nucleotide messenger RNA. Its product is annotated as ribonuclease MC-like. The coding region runs from base 1 to 705 and encodes 234 amino acids. Lineage: Eukaryota; Viridiplantae; Streptophyta; Magnoliopsida; Rosales; Rosaceae. Gene Ontology annotation, cellular component: extracellular region. Gene Ontology annotation, biological process: RNA catabolic process. The record is from RefSeq and is a predicted model, not a curated record. The transcript has 2 exons. Gene Ontology annotation, molecular function: RNA binding; ribonuclease T2 activity.